AUGGUCACCACACAUCGGGUCAGACGACCCUCAAGUCUACAGCAGACCGAGCCACUUGAGCAUACCGAACCUCGGCACGGGGUUGUCUCUCUUUUGAGGCGUCCGGCUGCCCAAUGCCUGGAACGCCCCGAUCGGAGCGUCAGUGAGCAGAAAGGACCGGUCAAGUUCUCCUCUCCCACACUCUUUGGCGACGGUGGGAGCGAUGGCACAUUUGCCGACCUUACGGACAAGCCAAGUUGUGCUGCAGGCCUGGCUCAUCCCCCACACUUGAUACUCAGCCCACCAGAGGCUGGCGCCGGACUUCUCGUGUGGCAACCCAGUGGUCAGGCUCCGCCUACGCGACCGGUUCGUCGAGCUUUCGGCCUACUUCCUGGCGGGGGAGGCUGGUUGGAGCAUAGAACGGCAGUUCAGAGACGGCAAAGAUUGACCAAAGGAUCGCAUCCCAUGACUUUUAAGACCGAAGAGGGAGCUGCAAGUCAAGGUCUGUAUGCGUAUGAGUGUGUGUGUCACCGUAGUCAUCAGCCUACCGGGCCUUAG
Messenger RNA from Protopolystoma xenopodis, 537 nucleotides. Lineage: Eukaryota; Metazoa; Platyhelminthes; Monogenea; Polystomatidea; Polystomatidae. The record is from the annotation of a GenBank genome assembly.